Molecule: messenger RNA, 1901 nt
Organism: Vollenhovia emeryi
Lineage: Eukaryota; Metazoa; Arthropoda; Insecta; Hymenoptera; Formicidae
Product: elastin-like
Exons: 2
Coding region: 28-1314 (428 amino acids)
Source: RefSeq, a predicted model, not a curated record
CUCGAUCCAAAACUACCACAAGAUACAAUGAGGUGCUUCGCGAUUGUGCUGUUGGCAACCGCUGUGUUGGCCGCUGAAAAUAAGGAAGAGCCGAAGAAACAUGACAAACGGAGUCUAUUGACAGGUGAUCUCGGCUACGGUCUAGGCGGUAUCUCAACCUACGGUCUAGGCGGCGGCUAUGGUCUAGGCGGCUAUGGUCUAAGCGGCUAUGGUCUAGGCGGCUAUGGUCUAGGCGGCUAUGGUCUAGGCUACAGCGGUUACGGCGGUUAUGGCGGUUACGGCGGUUACGGUUACGGCCUGGGUGCAUACCCGGCUAAAUACGGCACGAAGAUAAUCGGGUCUGGACUCUCAGGAAUCACCGUGGGUAACAGCCUGGCUUCCGCCUACGGUUCCGGGCUGGGAUACGGUUACGGAGGUGCUUACGGAGGUUACGGAGGUUACGGAGGUGCUUACGGAGGUUACUACGGCAGCCCCGUCAUCGAUGGUGCUCAUCAUACCGCCGCAUACGGCAUCGGUGGCAUUGCUAUUCCCAGCGUUGCGCACGCCAAAACCGAGCGCAUCACCGGCCUCACUGUGCACCGCGAGGUCCAAGUGCCGGUGCCGGUGCCGCAGCCAGUCCCCGUCGAAGUGACCAAACACGUGCCCGUCCCACAUCCCGUACCCGUCAAAGUCGAUCGUCCCUAUCCCGUCCCAGUGGCGCAACCAGUACCCAUCCCAGUCACUCGCCACGUGCCCGUAAAGGUCGACCGUCCCUAUCCGGUACCGGUACCACAGCCCGUCGAAGUACGCGUGCCACAGCCCGUGCCAGUUCCAGUAGCGCACCCGGUAGCCGUUCCAUUCUCUGUCACGAAACAUGUUCCGGUCUCCGUGCCACAAGUUAGCGUCAUCCCAUCGACCGUCGGCGUUAUACCGUCGACCCUCGGUGUACCGUCGACCAUCGGUGUACCGUCAACCAUCGGUAUACCGUCGACCCUCGGUGUAUCGUCGGCCGUCAUACCGUCAACCGUUGGCAUCGCGUCUGGAAUCGCAGCCGGACACGAAUACGUCGGAGCCGGCAGUGUGGGAGUCCCAAUCUCGGGUGCGACUCUAGUAUCUGGCACUGGACUGGCCACCGGACUGGGCACCGGUUUUAGCACCGGCCACUUGGUGGACGGCGGCGUCAUCUCAAGCGGUGUGGAACACCUUGGCAGCGGCAUCGAACAUGUUGGAUUCAGCGGCGUGGCCCCGGCUCUGGGAGCCACCGGCCCGAUCAUAGCGAACCACGACGCUCUCGAUGGCGGAUACAUACAUUCGGCACCGUUCAAGAAGUGGUAAACUCUCAAGCUAACAACUCGAUUGGACGUGUGUCUUUUAAGGCGCUUCUCGAACCUCAUUCACGGAUCGAACGUGCAAAAUACUAAUUGUGUUAUGUACGUUGUCGAAUAAAUUUCUAUUUUUCUACCGUACUCACAGAGUCGUUAUUUAGCUGUAUUAUGUUAAUUACAGUUAUGCGAUUGUACCACGGCUCUCUAUCACUUGAGAUAAUUAUUCAGAUCCCUAAUAUUCUCUAAUGUGUUACAUCUUUUUGUUAAAUAAUUAUGUUAAUAAUUGAUGUUAAUAAUAAUUACCAGAGAUCUGAACAGUUAUCUUCCUUCUACUACAAAUUUUUUGAUCAAUAUGUUCUCAACAUCAGUGUUUCGAUACACGAUUGUUUUAUAGUAUUUUCUAAAACAAAACCCGACAUUUCUCUCUAGUCCCAUAAUUUAGAUGUGCCCUUUGUAAAUCUUAUCGAAUAAAAUUAAAAAAGUUAAAAAAGAGUACUUCAUUAAUCUCCUACCUAUAUAAUAAAAAAAAAGAAUUACCGUACCAAUUAAUCUAAGAAUAGAAGUGUGUAAAAAUGUGAAAUGCGAAACCGAGGUCUG